Messenger RNA from Cyprinodon tularosa, 1951 nucleotides. It is a transcript of the gene cdc7, whose product is annotated as cell division cycle 7 homolog (S. cerevisiae). Gene Ontology annotation, molecular function: protein serine/threonine kinase activity; ATP binding. Bases 264 to 1925 code for a protein of 553 amino acids. Gene Ontology annotation, cellular component: nucleus. The transcript has 12 exons. Gene Ontology annotation, biological process: mitotic DNA damage checkpoint signaling; protein phosphorylation. The record is from RefSeq and is a predicted model, not a curated record. Lineage: Eukaryota; Metazoa; Chordata; Actinopteri; Cyprinodontiformes; Cyprinodontidae.
GAGAACUGCUGACGUCACUUUUAGCGCGGAGUUUGUUGUCGGCGGAAAACAAUCUGUCAAAGUUAGAACAAAGUGUUUUUUUCCGCUUCGUUUCGCUGAAGUUCGAACAUUUAACAUAUUAUUGACUCCGUGGCUUCAUGAUGGAUUCCUGAAAACCUUCCCGUUGCUUCUUUGGCGCCAAAAACCCAAACGAAUCUGAGUUUCUUUGUGUUUAGCUGCAGGCGCUACGGUUAGCUUGUUCGCUAGCAGCACAAACCAAACUGAUGGAGUUUCCUGCUGUUUGCUCAGAGGACAGCAGCUCAGAGGCAGCCAUCAUGGAAACAGCUCAUAAAAAAAGGAAAAUCUCAAAGGAUGUGCAGCUGGAUAUAGAGGACCUGUACAAAGCCGUCCCUCAGCUGGCUAAGGUGUUUCGCAUUGUGGAUAAAAUUGGAGAAGGCACGUUUAGCUCCGUGUACUUGGCCGAGGCUCGGAUGCGAGACGGGAGGAGAGAGAUGUUUGCCUUGAAGCACCUCAUCCCAACCAGCCAUCCCACCCGCAUUGCCGCCGAGCUUCAGUGUCUGACGGUGGCAGGCGGCAGAGAGAACGUGAUGGGAGUGACGUACUGCUUCAGGAAGGAGGACCACGUGGUGAUCGUCAUGCCCUACAUGGAGCAUCAAGCCAUUGUGGACAUCAUCGGGUCGCUGAGCUUCGAAGAGGUCCGUGUCUACAUCUACCACCUGCUGAAGGCUCUCAGACACAUCCACCAGUUCGGGAUCAUUCAUCGAGACAUAAAGCCCAACAAUUUCCUCUACAACCGGAAGAGCAGAACGUACGCUCUGGUGGACUUCGGCUUGGCUCAGGGCGCCGCAGACACCCAGAUCGAGCUGCUGAAGGUGGUGAGACAGAAGGCGUCACAGAAAGUUGCAGGGCUUUCAGGGAAACGGGAAGCUGCGCCUCCUCUGAAAACCAGCAGCACAGCUCCUCUACCUUCCUCCUCCACCUUCUCCUGUGUCCCCCUUCCCCCCACAGCGGCUGGGAGAGCACUGGUUAAAAAACCCUGCACCAGCGUCACCUCUUACACUCGAACAAAACUCACCAAGGAUCUGGCAGGGCUGCGUAAAGUUCCUCGACCCGUGUUUGGAGAGAGAAAUCUGAACAGCUGCACACCAGCGCCCCCUACCUCCAAGUCUGAUGUCAAGAAAUCCGAGGAGGACGCCAGCGUCAGAUACCCAUCAGCCAAUCGGGUUCCUCUGCCUGUCAGGGCUUCUGGCAGCAGCCAGAAAACCCAGAGGACCCUGCAGCAGGGUCUGACGUGUAACUGCUACCUCACCGACCGCGUCUGCAACGUCUGCUUGGCCAGGAAGCAGCAGGUGGCACCCAGAGCGGGGACCCCCGGGUUCAGAGCCCCAGAAGUCCUGAGCAAGUGUCCCGACCAAGGCACAGCCAUAGACGUGUGGUCGGCUGGUGUGAUCCUGCUCUCCCUCCUCAGCGGUCGUUACCCCUUCUUCAAAGCCAGCGACGACCUGAUGGCGCUCACACAGAUCAUGACUAUAAGAGGCUCCAGGGAGACCAUUCAGGCCGCAAAGACGUUUGGAAAAGCAGUGGUGUGCAGUCGGGAGCUUCCGCGUCAGGACCUCAGGACGCUCUGCGAGACGCUGAGAGGGAAGAGGUGUCCGGCAGGUGAUGUCACCGGGGUCCGGGAAGCAAAGGGAGAGACGGCCGGAGGCCAACUGAAGCAGCUGCUCAAGCAGCAAGAAGAAGAGCCUUCAGGAAGCAGAGUCCCGACCAAUCACAGCUCCCCGUCAGAGAGAAGCGAGGACAGCAGAGGCUGGGACAGGGUUCCUGACGCGGCCUUCGACCUGCUGGACCGGCUGUUGGACCUGAACCCUUCCACCAGGAUCACAGCCGCCGAAGCUCUGCAGCAUCCUCUCUUCAAGGACCUUUGACCCUAAGCUCCAGCCCCCCACGGCUG